GUUCAGGUUGGCGAUAUCGCAGUGAAAAACCAAACGUUUGCUGAAGCUACCAGCCAACCGGGUUCCACUUUCGUUUUUGCCAAGUUCGAUGGGAUUCUUGGAUUGGGAUAUUCCACGAUAUCUGUUCACAAGGUCCCAACGGUUUUUGAGAGCAUGGUUCAGCAGAAACUCAUCGAUAGGCCCGUGUUCUCCUUCUACCUCAACCGCGACCUUUCCUCCGAAGAAGGUGGGCAACUCAUUUUAGGAGGCUCUGACCCUGAUUACUACCAAGGAUCCUUCACUUACCUCCCCGUCUCCCGCAAGGGAUAUUGGCAGUUCAAGAUGGACAAAUCUCAUCGAUUGGAGACCUCGUUUCAUCUCGUGAACAGAGUGAAAGUGGGUGACAGCACCGUGUACUGCUCCAAAGGAUGCCAGGCCAUCGCCGACACAGGCACGUCCCUCAUCACCGGUCCUUCAAGCGAAAUCGCUGCUCUCGCUAAGAAAGUCAAUGCAAAGAGCAAGAGCGGAGACUAUGUGGUUUCUUGCUCUUCGAUCUCUGAUCUUCCUCCCAUCCACUUUGUCCUUAAUGGAAAGGAUUUUACAUUGGAGGGAAACGACUACAUCCUUCAAGUUUCAGAGCUUGGGAAAUCAACAUGCCUGUUGGGUUUUUCCUCACUCGAUGUUCCACCACCGAACGGCCCGAUGUGGAUUCUUGGCGACGUUUUCAUCGGAAAGUUCUACACGGAAUUCGACAUGGGCAACAAUCGUGUCGGAUUCGCCGCGGCUGUCUAGAGCUGCUGAUACUUUCAUGGGCAUCACCUUAUCUGCCUUCGUUCCUUGAUAUUUCAUGUUAUGUUCAAGUUCCCCAUGUCACUGAAUAAUCCAGGUGGGCCCUGCGAAAUGGGAUAAUAACCUGCGACGAUGCAAUAAGAUUGAUUGGAAACUCUUUAAGUGACUUGAAUAUAUACCUGUAUACUGAUGA
Darwinula stevensoni is the source of this 961-nucleotide messenger RNA. The record is from the annotation of a GenBank genome assembly. NCBI's taxonomy places the organism in Eukaryota, Metazoa, Arthropoda, Ostracoda, Podocopida, Darwinulidae.